AUUUUCACAGUGUUAAUGGGAAAUAGCACAUGGGUGACAGAAUUCAUACUCACUGGGUUGACAGAGGAUCCACACUUGCAGCUGAUCCUUUUUGUGAUAUUUUUUACUGUUUAUACCAUCACCUUGAUGGGAAACGUGGGCAUGAUUGUCUUAAUCAGAACCAGUCGUCAACUCCACACACCAAUGUACUUUUUCCUUACCAGCUUAUCUUUCCUGGAUACCUGUUAUUCAACAACAGUGACCCCAAACUUUCUAUCCAAUCUUUUGAAACAGAAGAAGUCCAUUUCCUUUGCAAGUUGCUUUACACAGCUUUACUUUUAUGCCCUUUUUGCCACUACAGAAAGCUACCUCCUAGCUGUGAUGGCCUAUGAUCGCUAUGUGGCAAUCUGCAAUCCACUACUCUAUUUGAUCACAAUGUCCCAAAGGAAGUGUGCUCAACUGAUAUCAGUUGCCUACAUUGCUGGGAUCAUUAAUGCUUCUAUUCACACAAUGGCUGCAACUAGACUGUCUUUCUGUGGCCCAAACAUCAUUAAGAGUUUUUAUUGUGAGGGCCCUCCCCUUUUUGCUCUUUCCUGCUCAGAUAUCAGUCUCAAUUAUCUGUUGGUUUUUGUACUUGUUGGCUUCAAUUUAAUAACAACCAGCCUGACUGUUCUCACUUCCUACACGUAUAUCCUGGUUACCAUUUUAAAGAUCCAUUCUGCUGCAAGCCGUAAGAAAGCUUUCUCCACUUGUACAUCUCACCUCAUGGUCAUCACCAUUUUCUAUGGAUGUCUCAGCUUUAUGUAUGCACGACCAAGCUCUAGGUCAAAUUAUAACCUAGACCAAAUGGCCUCUGUGUUUUAUGUAGUGGUGACCCCCAUGCUCAACCCAUUAAUCUACAGCAUGAGGAACCAGGAGGUAAGAGGUGCCUUCAGAAGUAUACUAGGAAGAAAGUUUCAUCUUCAACAGAUAUGA
Molecule: messenger RNA, 954 nt
Organism: Thamnophis elegans (Western terrestrial garter snake)
Lineage: Eukaryota; Metazoa; Chordata; Lepidosauria; Squamata; Natricidae
Product: olfactory receptor 1020-like
Exons: 1
Coding region: 16-954 (312 amino acids)
Biological process (GO): sensory perception of smell; G protein-coupled receptor signaling pathway
Cellular component (GO): membrane
Molecular function (GO): olfactory receptor activity; G protein-coupled receptor activity; odorant binding
Source: RefSeq, a predicted model, not a curated record